Portunus trituberculatus (swimming crab) is the source of this 2721-nucleotide messenger RNA. RefSeq names its product gastrula zinc finger protein XlCGF8.2DB-like. Bases 488 to 1663 code for a protein of 391 amino acids. The record is from RefSeq and is a predicted model, not a curated record. Lineage: Eukaryota; Metazoa; Arthropoda; Malacostraca; Decapoda; Portunidae. The transcript is spliced from 3 exons.
UUCAGGAUAUUGUCUCGAAUGUGGCGGCAUCUGAAAUGGUUUGGCAGCGUUGCUCGUCUCUGCCCGCCGUCUUUGUUUGUCUAUUUCAUCGACCUCGCCUGAGAGAGGGAGCAAGACGGUACCAGCAGGCCUGAGAACACUGUGAGGCUUGGGGCUGGUAUUGCGGCGCUGCUGUGAGUGUGAAAAGUACCUGAGGAGUCUCCACCACUGGGUCAUUCAAGACAAGGAAGGACUGUCAUGUGUAGGCCUGAUGGAAUCUUGCAGCUUCCCUUAUUUUAGUUUCAUUCCCAUCAAGAAGUAGUGAAUCACAGAAGUAGUGCUGCAGGACCACUGUGUCACCGGCUGGAGGAUGAAGUUUGACAUUAACAAAAGUGCUGAGGCUAAAGUGCACCACAGCUACUGUGUUUGGCGUUGCCUGGUCUAGCUCUUGGUGCUGCAAGGGCUACUGUGGGACAGUGUGGUGCACACUGCGUUGAGUGCCACUGUAAUGGAGACAGAGAGGCCUGGUAGCAGCAUGAGUGACGUGGAGGAGAAGCCUGCCAGCAGCCUGUGUAAGGUGGAGGAGAGGCCGAGCAGCAGCAUGAGUGACUUGGAUGAGAAACCGGCCACCAGCUUGUGUGAAAUAGAGGAGAGGCCCGAGAGUAGCAUGAGUGGGCAGGAAGACAGGCCGGGCAGCAGCAUGAGUGGGCGGGAAGAGAAGGCAGGAAGCAGCAUGAGUGGGCCAGAGGAGCCAGACCAGUCUUCCUCGGACAUGGAGGGUGAGUGGCAUGGCGGGAAGAAGCACCACGAGGCGGGAUCCUCCUCACACAAACUAAAGAAGAGGUUUGAGUGUCAGGAUUGUGGUAAGAGUUAUCGAUUCAAGAGUGAGCUGAAGAGACACUCCAUGACCCACAGCGGUGUGAAGAAUUACGAGUGCCGUGAGUGUGGGAAAAGAUUCACCUUCCAGGCACACCUGACCCAACACAUGCUGACGCACGAUGGGGUCAGGAAGUUUGAAUGUCACGUGUGUGGGAAGAGAUUCAUCCAGAAGCCUCACCUGGCCCAGCACAUGCUGAUACAUGCUGGGAUUAAGAACUUUGAAUGUCGAGAAUGUGGGAAAAAGUUCACUCAGGAAUCAAACCUCAACGCCCACAUGAUGACGCACACUGGCGAGAAAAACUAUCAGUGUCCCGACUGUGGCAAGAGGUUUACUCACAAGACGACCUUGACACAGCACAUCCUGACACACACUGGUGAAAGAAAUUUUGAGUGUCCCGAGUGUGGCAAGAGAUUCACACAAAAGUCUAACCUCACCAGACACAUACGGAUACACAGUGACGUGAGAAAUUUCCUGUGCGAGGAGUGUGGGAGGCGGUUCACUCAGGAAUCAACGCUGGCCCAGCACACUCUGACGCACAGUAACGUGAAAAAUUACGAAUGCCAAGUGUGCGGGAAAAGGUUCACUCAACAGUCUACCCUCGCUACACACUCCGUGACUCACACCGGUGAAAGAAACUAUGCUUGUCAAGAGUGUGGGAAAAGAUUUCCAACCAGUUCCUCCCUCAGUCACCACAUAGUGAGACACACUGGCUUGAGGGAGUUCAAGUGUGACUUUUGUGGGAAGUGCUUCAAGACAAAGACAGACCUCGCCAAACACACGCGGAUCCAUUUUAAUCCGGUGUGAGAUGGUGUCUUGUGAGGGCGGCGAGUGUGGUAGCAUCUGUGUUAGUGGAAGAGAGUGGUGGUGGUGGUGGUGAUUAAAUGUUUGAGAGCUGUAAUCCCCUCUGUCAGUAAUAUUAAUCAACGUUUGGUCUGUGCAGAAAUGGAGCGCAGUGGUGGCCUGCUGUGACAUCAUUUGUUUGGGUUUCAUCUCUUGGUAGUGUCUGUUAGAGCGUCCACUGACAUGCAUGUAUAUUGUGGCACUUCACUCCUGGUUCACAUCAAUUGUAAGUUUGCUACCGGUUAAGAGAAAUGUAGUGAGCAUAGCAUUAUCAUUACCAUGUUGAAGGUAAUGAUGCGUGGCCAAGGAAACUCUCCCUUAUGAUACUGAACUGGCAGCAUAUGUACUGUGAGUCACUGUCAUGGUAGUGUGCCUGUGUGUGACAUGAAGGGCACACACCAAGGAGUGGGUGGAGGGAAAACUGUGGAGUAGUGGUGUUGUAGGAGCAGGAGUGUGAGUGUCAGAGAGACAUGUUGUGUAUCCAUUGUUUUAUGAUAUCUUGAUGGCUGAAUGUGGAAUGAAUGGUGAUGGUGCACUUCACAAAUUCCUCAUUUCUUUAUUCAGCAAAUCUGACUCAAGGCACAUGACAGUUAGGUUGUUGCAUUGUUGUGUUGUCUGUGUGUAAAUGCAAAUUUUAUGAUACUUUAAUUCACAAGUAUUUUCAUUUGUAAAAUUCUAAUUUAAUUGGCUUGAAUUUAGUUUAAUUUAAUUUUGUUGAAAUUCAUGUUGUCAAUUUUCACUUCAUUAGCAUCACUGGUGAUGUCCACAUUGAAGAAACUUGUGACAGGAAUGUUUGUUGAGGCCACCACUGUGUGGGAAUUAGUACCAAAUGUGUGGGAGUUACAUAGUAUCAAAUAAAAGAUGAGGAAGACAUUCAUGGUGUCAAUGAGAAGGAAGCGACUCGUGAUGAGUUAGUGAAGUGGUGACUCAUUGCCUUGUGCAGCUUAGACUUCCAUUCCACACCUGACUCACAGCUGGAAGUUUGACGGUUAUGAAAGUGUAAUUAAAACAAUUUUUACUCA